This is a messenger RNA of Filobasidium floriforme, 708 nucleotides long. RefSeq names its product ribonuclease H2, subunit C. Lineage: Eukaryota; Fungi; Basidiomycota; Tremellomycetes; Filobasidiales; Filobasidiaceae. The record is from RefSeq and is a predicted model, not a curated record. The transcript has 2 exons. Bases 1 to 708 code for a protein of 235 amino acids. Gene Ontology annotation, biological process: RNA catabolic process. Gene Ontology annotation, cellular component: ribonuclease H2 complex.
AUGCCGCCCCAGCGCGAAACUCUUCUAGCCCCCGCGCCCGCCUCGGGCCUGCCACAACUCGCCCCGACCGCGCUCAACCUGAUGCCUUUCCACCUAGACUAUACCGGCCCGGCAGAGGUAUCGACCUACUUUCAACCUCGUACCAUCCCCGGUCCGCCCACAUCCGAGGAAACUUCCGAGGAGAAGGUACAGAAACAGGGAGACGGAUCGAUCACCGUCGCUGCGUUUAGGGGGAGGAGGGUACAGGCCUAUACGCUCGGACUGCCUGAAGGGUAUACGGGCCUUGUGCUCACCGCUCCCUCUCUCGCAUCAAGGAUGAACCCUUCGGCCCCCCAAAUUCAAGGACAUGCUCAAUCGAACACGGUCAAGAACCUCAAGAGGGAGGAAUCCCCUUCAUUGUCAUUCGACGCCGCUCCUGGACUGAGACGGUCCCCACGUAAACGGAACAACGUGGACGUGCUCGAGUUGCCUGUUACGCGUCGGUCACUGCAACCUGAUACUCUUCCUGAACUCGACCAGGACCACCACCUCGACCUUGACCUACUUCAACCCGCCCCACCCAUCUUCUCCCGUACCCUCCUCCCAACGGCCUCCUUCUCCAGCCUGACCAUCUGGAAUCCCGAUGGACCGCUCGACGAGGGCAAGGACGAGUACUGUAGGACCUUGGGAGAGUGGAUGAGCUUGAACAGCGUGUUGCACCAGGAGUAG